CCAAACAGAAUUGCAGCCAAAAAUGAGAACCAUAAUACUUGACACUUAUGGGCUCGUGAAUAUCUUGUUGGAUGAAUGGCGCAAGCGAAGAUGUAGAGGAGAAGUUAUUAUAGGGGAAGAAACUAGAAUAGAUUUGUCCAAGACGGUUCGAGCCACGUAUGUGAUGAGCUUGAAGGACAUGGAGAAGAUCAAGUUAUGGAUUGUUAAACAAUGCAAGAGAAAAAACCAGCCACAGCCUGUGCACUUAUCUCCAUAUGUAUUGACUUGUUCAUUUAUUUGGGUUUGUUAUGUAAGAGCUCAAACUCAAGUGGGUGCAUUUGGAAAUGAAAAAUACUGCUCUCUUGAGGACAAUCCACUCUACUUUGGGUUUAUUGCAGGUGGUUUAACCCGGUUGAACUAUUCCAUUCCUCCGACCUAUGUGGGUAACUGUGUCGGGUUCGGACGACCUGAAGCCAGAUUGAAUGAGCUAAUAGGGGAGGAUGGAAUUAUUGUUGCAGCAAAUUUGAUAGGAAACAAGAUUAAAGAGUUGGAUAGAGCAAUGUUUAUGAGGGCAGAUAAGUGGAUAUCCGAUUGGGAAGAGUUGAUCGGGUCGGAGCUCCACCUCAUCGCUGUCGGAUCACCCAAGUUAGAUCUCUAUAACACAGAUUUUGGCUGGGGCAGAGCUGAGAAAAUAGAGGAGAUUUCAAUUGAUUCCAUGAGAGCAAUCUCAUUAACUGAAAGCAGAGACAUGGAAGGUGGAAUUGAAAUUGGUUUAACACUUCCUAAACCUAACAUGGAUGCUUUUAACUCUCGUUUUUAUAAUCUUCUUAGUUCUCUUCAAUGAUUAAUUAUUUUACACUUGUGUCCCCUCAAUCUCCAAAAUAAAUGUAUGUAACUUAGUUUCUUAUA
Molecule: messenger RNA, 888 nt
Organism: Carica papaya (papaya)
Lineage: Eukaryota; Viridiplantae; Streptophyta; Magnoliopsida; Brassicales; Caricaceae
Source: RefSeq, a predicted model, not a curated record